Xyrauchen texanus (razorback sucker) is the source of this 2367-nucleotide messenger RNA. It is a transcript of the gene uap1l1, whose product is annotated as UDP-N-acetylglucosamine pyrophosphorylase 1, like 1. NCBI's taxonomy places the organism in Eukaryota, Metazoa, Chordata, Actinopteri, Cypriniformes, Catostomidae. Gene Ontology annotation, biological process: UDP-N-acetylglucosamine biosynthetic process. The transcript is spliced from 9 exons. Gene Ontology annotation, molecular function: UDP-N-acetylglucosamine diphosphorylase activity. The record is from RefSeq and is a predicted model, not a curated record. Bases 494 to 2014 code for a protein of 506 amino acids.
GCACUAGAGAAAAAGCUGGCUGUAUCUCAACACGUACUUCGCUAUCUACCUAGACAGCUAGUGGAACAUUCUUGGUGGGUGAAGUAUAUUUGGGGAUCACAGGCGCGAGCCGACUCAUCUCAGCUGUCAUUGACUGUGAUCAACAAAUGUUAGAAUGGCUUGCCGUACUGUGAGCCGAGCUAAACGCGGUUACGAGAUCCAAAAAUACUAUCAAGGAUCAAGUAGCUCAAUAGGAUUUGAGACACAGACACAAUGUGCCUUGAGGGGAGUUUCGAAAUGACUCGUGUAAACGAUGUGCAUUCACAGUAGUUUUCUGUCGUUUCACCUAUUUAACGCCAGAGGUAUGUUUAUAUUACUAACCGCACAUAGAUCACGAGUUGUAGGCAGUGGAAAACAGGACUGAAGCUCAGCAGAUGAGAGUCGACUCGGGGUUUGUUGACAGGUCUUAUACUGUGUUAAUAUUAUAUUAAACUGUAUUUUCCCGUAGAGAAAGAUGUUGUCAUUAGAGGAAGCUAAAGCGAGGUUAGAAAGUGCAGGGCAGAGCCAUGCUUUACAGUUUUGGGCCGAGCUGUCUGCAGAAGAAAGGGACUCGCUUCUGGAGGAGAUCUCUCAGCUUGAGCCUGAAGAGUUACUCCUGCACUGCAGGGCUGCUGCUGCGGCUGUAAGCCGACAAUCGAGUGCUGACGGUCGGCUUGACGCCCGGAUGGAGCCCGUUCCUCCAGAGUUCAUUGGAAGUGUGCGUAAAAGUGACAAAGAAACACUUCAAAUAUGGGGUGAUGAAGGAUUAUUGCAGAUUUCACAGGACAGAGUGGCUGUUCUGCUGUUAGCUGGUGGUCAGGGCACUCGACUUGGGGUGUCAUACCCCAAGGGAAUGUACAAUGUUGGGCUUCCAAGUGGGAAAACCCUGUACCAAAUCCAAGCAGAGCGUAUCCAGAAGGUGCAAGAGCUGGCCAAUCUGAAGCAUGGUUGUAGGUGCACAAUAGUGUGGUACAUAAUGACCAGCGAGUUCACCCUUGGGCCCACAGUGAAGUUCUUCAAAGACAACGGCUACUUUGGUCUUAGUCCAUCCAACGUGAUCAUGUUUGAGCAGAGGAUGAUACCAGCGGUGGACUUUAAUGGAAAAAUCAUCAUGGAGAAGAAGAACAAAAUUGCCAUGGCACCAGAUGGAAAUGGUGGUCUCUAUCGUGCCCUAGUGGACAACAAUAUUCUAGAUGAUAUGGAGAGGAGGGGAGUGGAGUAUCUUCAUGUUUACUGUGUGGACAACAUCCUGGUGAAGAUGGCAGACCCAGUCUUCAUUGGCUUCUGUGUAUACAAAGGUGCAGACUGUGGAGCAAAGGUGGUGGAUAAGGCCUAUCCUGCAGAGCCUGUUGGAGUGGUGUGCCGUGUAGACGGUCUCUAUCAGGUAAUAGAGUAUAGUGAGAUCCAGCCAGAGACUGCAGAACUGCGAGGCCCAGAAGGAGAGCUCCUGUUCAGUGCUGGAAAUAUCUGCAACCACUUCUUUACCAGAGGCUUCUUAAAGGAAGUGGUUGAAAAGUUUGAAAGUCAGCUGAAGCAGCAUGUGGCAUUGAAAAAAGUGCCAUUUGUUGAUGGAAAGGGAAAUCUGGUGAAACCAACCAAGCCCAAUGGCAUCAAGAUGGAGAAAUUUGUCUUUGAUGUCUUCCAUUUCUCAAAGAAAUUUGUUGCCUUUGAGGUGUUGAGAGAGGAGGAAUUUUCACCCCUGAAAAAUGCUGAUGGGGCGCCUCUGGACACACCAACCACAGCUCGCCGAUCUUUGUUAGCACAACAUUAUCGCUGGGUUUUGGCUGCUGGUGGAAGCUUCCUGGAUGAGCAAGAUAAUCCCAUCACCCAAAAACAUAGUGUGGCACUUAAUGAAGACCCCCCAGCAAUCUGCGAAAUCUCUCCAUUUGUAUCAUACUUUGGCGAGGGUCUGGAAAAGCUGCUGCAACAGAAGAACUUGAAUUCCCCAUUUCUUCUUGAUGAGAAUAAAGCCAAGAAUCUUUUGCAAACUAUAUAAGAUGCUGUUUAGACUAUAUACUGUACUAUCAUGUUUAGGCACAUUUUUACAAUGCAAUGGAAAUUAAAGGGAUGUUUACAUAUCAGUUAUCACUCCAAUAAAAUAUUUAGGCAGAACAGAUUGUUUUGCCAACGAGGUAAUAUGGUAAAUAUUAAAGAGAUUCCUCAAAUUCUUCUACAGAUCAGAGCACAAUUAACUAAUGAUUAAAACUCAAAUAUGAAUUUUGUAUGAUGUUUGAAUCAGUUUAAAAUACAUACUAUGCCAAUUAUAGUACACUUGAUUUUAUAAUAAUUUCUAUUUGUUUUGUAAUUUCCUUUGGUUUUAUAAUACUUGACCAUAUCAAUAAAAUCAAA